Onychostruthus taczanowskii (white-rumped snowfinch) is the source of this 9288-nucleotide messenger RNA. RefSeq names its product serine/threonine/tyrosine kinase 1 (gene STYK1). Gene Ontology annotation, biological process: protein phosphorylation; positive regulation of kinase activity; multicellular organism development. NCBI's taxonomy places the organism in Eukaryota, Metazoa, Chordata, Aves, Passeriformes, Passeridae. The transcript is spliced from 10 exons. Gene Ontology annotation, cellular component: signaling receptor complex. Gene Ontology annotation, molecular function: transmembrane receptor protein tyrosine kinase activity; ATP binding. The record is from RefSeq and is a predicted model, not a curated record. The coding region runs from base 4948 to 6225 and encodes 425 amino acids.
UCUCUUCCAAACUGUUCUGUGAUUCUAUGAUUUUGUAUCAUUAAAACAAAAAAAGCCAGAGAAGGUGUUUGCAGGACUAGGCAAAAUCAGGUUAGAAUUGUUCUGCAGAAAGAGCAACAAGACUCAAGGUUUGUCAAGAGUAAUAGAUAGGAAUUACCUGGUUUAUAGCAGAGUCCCAUUUCUGAAUUGCCCGUGGUCCAAGUCAUGUCCCAUUCCAGAUCAAUAUCCAAACCUUGAAUGGUUUGGGCUGUCUCUUGUUACCCUUUUUCAUCCUCACAAAUACAAACUUAGUCCUGUUUUUAAAUUAUUUGGUAUAUUAGUAUUCUUAUUAUGCAGCAGACUUACUCAUCUCUUGCAAUCACCACUCAUUUCACUGCCAACUGAGUAGCUGGUUUGAAGAUGAGACUUUAUCUUCGAAAUAGAAUUAAGUAUUUAUUCACCUAGGUUGCAUGAAUGCAACUUUAUCACAGAGCAUUGUGUUGCUAAAGUUUUGCAGGGGUUCAAAAGCAGCUGAGUAAAAUCCCUGAAUAGAGGGAGUGCUAGCAAAUUACUGGACCUUUAGCUGGCUGAUGAAGAUUGAUGCCUAAUCAUUAGGUCAUUUCAGUUUUCUACUUUAUUUCUUUUCAUAUGGUGCAACCUUUGGAAAUUUCAAAUAACAAAUACUGCAGGGCUGAACUGAAAAUCACAACAGAAUCGCCAUUUAAAAAAUAGGCUUGUUAUUUUUCUUGAUUAAGAAAACAUGCUACUUUGAGAGGCAAAGCUCAUGAGGCAGAGCAGACACUUGAGAUAAUGAUGGGAGGUUUUCUUUCACUUCAAGAUUGUUCCUGUGCUGUGCCCUGUUGUGCUUAUCUGCAGAAACUACAUCAAGGGUGUAUGUCCCAUAAAAGUGCUGCCCUUCCUCUGCAUGGCCCCUUCCCCAGCCACAUCUUGUUCUUUCUCACAGCGUGCUGUUACCAGCGAUCCGUGGUUGGCUCUGCAGCUGUCUGGCUGUUGUUGUUUGAGACUUACACAUUAGCCCCUUAUCUUCUGAGUUUCUACACCUCUGUGGGCUUAAGUUGACCAAAAGAUCAGUCACAAUUUAUCAGCUAUAAGCCACAGUUUUAAGUCAUAUUAGAAGGUGAAAAUAACUCAAGAAGUUCACUGCUUAGUCCCAGAACCCAUCCUGAGGCUAUGGUGCAGCAGCUGUGUGCAGUUAAGAUAGUUUGUACGUGUGCUACAGCUGUCUUGGAGAUGAAGAGGAUGGUUAUGUUAAUAAAACUGCCAGUCUGCUGCCUUCAGUGUGGUUAAUCAUAAGGAAAAAAACAGAAGGAUAGAGGAUGUUAAACAAGUAAUGUUUUCUUUGUGGAUGCACAUACAAGACAAGACUUAGCAGGAAAAGUCUGUUUUUCACAGGACAAUAAAUUACUUCUGCCACUUCACUAAGCAGGGAAAAAGGCAUGUUGAUGAAUGAGGAGGAUUGUAUAGGCUAAAGCCUGAACUCUGAACCAAUAAAAUAUCCAACCAGUCAGACUGGGAGCACAACAGAGACACUGGUGGGGGAAAUUAAAAGCUGCAGCCAUUGCUGCUUUUGCAUAUGCUUACCCUGAAUAUUUAACCCUUUGCUGUUGACACUCUCUUCCACAGUAGGGAGGUGUAGAAACUGAAAGGAGGAAGAUUUUCAGUUGUCAUAUUUUUAAACAGGAAUCUGAAAAGGUUUUCCUCCAGGUGCCCUUGAGGAGGGUGCCUGUAGAAUGUAACUCAUUUCAGUAAGAAACUCAUUUAAACGAGGAACUGUUAUUUGCAUUUUACUUACUGUUUAAUGGAGAAUGAGGUAUAAGACAGAUCCCCUACUCCUUCAUGGAGAAAACACUACAGACAGUCAAUGCAAAUUAGUACCAGAAUGAGAGGAAAGGUGAAAUCAAGAGUCUAAACUUACAUUCUGCAGCAGUAGUGAUCUUUCUAUUUCAAGAAAAUUUUCAAUCUAGAAGAUGUCUCUCCUGGUUUCUCAGGGGAUAAAAAUCCAUAUCACAGGACUAUUUUGCUGAUACUACUUUGCCCACUCCUGCCAGUGUCUGUAGAGAGAUCAAGUAAUGAAAAAGUCAUUCCUGUUUUCACCAUUUUGCACACACGGGUUAAUGCCAGCUGGAGGAAUAAUACUAAGGAGAAGUCUCUCUCAAAUUAACUAUUGUCUUUUGAUACCUAAAAAUAUUGACUGUGCCACAACUAAAAUUUUCCCCACAACAACAUAAUUAUAUGCAGCAACAAAAUGUUAAUAGGAGUAGGUGAGUUUGGCCAAAACAGUUGGCAGAGAUCACAUCAUCUGCUGCAUCUUCCCCAAGCCACCUGCAUCGAGUUUCUGAGUGUGAAAUGAAGUUUGGCUCUCAACAAGAAGUAGGUCUCAUGUUGUUUACUCUUGAAAUGCGCUGCCUCUCACUCCUAUGAAGUAGGUAAGCAGAUAAUCUUGUAUAGACUCACAUAAGCAGGACUCAGAAAUCUGAAACUCUCAACACAAGAUUUAUCAGUGAUAGGGGAGGGCAGACCGACAGCUGGGGCUUGCAUACAUGGAUUGGUUGUGAAGAAAGUCCCCAGAACUAAAAUGCAGAGGUGUGAUGAAGAUUAGACCCCACGGCUGCUGAGGACACCAGCGAAGCACAAUGGAGACCCCCAGGCCAUCAUGGCAGGAAAAGGUCACAGGGAAGUUCAGGAAUAUUGUCUGGUGUGUUUGGGGAGCUCAGAGUGAUGUAAGGAAAGGGCAGGGGAAAGCCAAACUUUCCAGAAUUCUGGCAGAAUGCAUGAGCAGCCUGAGCAGGAGGGUCACCAGGGGGCAAGGCAGAAUGUGAAAAACUUUGUGUUUCUACUGUCUGCUGUAGCAUGUUUUGAUAUCGUUAGUCUUUUAUCUCUUUCUUCAUUUGCAGGCUGUGUUCCCGAUGGAAUGCUUUUUCAGCCUCUGGAGUCCUGGGGGUUUUGUGCAGAUUUUCUGUCCCAGGAGCCCAUUCUUUGUAAACGUGAACCUGUAUCCAGAAGCAUAUGAAUUCUGUUUAUUACAUAAACUGUCCCUCUGUAUUGGUGUGCCUUUCAAACCCCACUGCAGGUGCCUGCUGAGGGCUCUUUGUUGUGCCUGUCUGUAGUCAGCCCAUGAGCAGCUGGUGUGUGGAAGCUAGGCAGACCUGUUCUGCAAGUGUGUGCCUUCCUGUCAGCUGUGUGUUGGAUAUCCCUGGGGAGACAGCUGAGGAGACCUAGACCAGCAAAGAGAUGAAGCUGGGCGGGACUGGAUUAGAAAAAUCAGUGAGGAACUUAAUCAUAAGAUUUACAACCCUGCCAAAGUAAUCAUAGGAGUUACUGGGAGUGGCCUCACAAGCUGGGAACCGGCAGCAGGAGAGCAUCAGGAAAAGACAAGCACAGAGUAAGGGAAGUGGUGUCAUUCAGAUCCCAUGGUUCUGCCCUGAGUAUGGUUGGAAAACAUGAGUGCCACCCACUGGCAUCACGGCUGGGAGGUGCAUAAAGAGUAGGGAGGAAUCUUCUCUACACACAGGGACCAGUGUAGACAUGGCUGCUGUGUCAGAGCUUUUUCCAUGGAUCUUUGCUGCUCUCUCUGUAAGCACAAAUUGGGAUAUGUGUGCUUUUUUGUGCCUGUGCUUGCAUGGUGUGUAAAUGUCAGUGUGCAUUCUAGUAAGCACCUGUACAAAGCCAUUGGCAGUUUUAAGAUGGAGCUUGGACUGUUCAUGACUUAUACAAUAUGAUUACUGGCUAGUGGUCCUGAAGUCUGUGUGUACCUGAGAAUGAAGGAAGCCAGGCCUGGUCCUGUGUAUUUGUGUGUAAGUGUGUGUGUGUGUGUUAGAGCUGAGGUGGGUUGUUUCAGUGUGCUUGCUUUCAGAGUGUACGUGAAAAGCUUGGUAUUAUUGCUGUGUUAUUACUCCUUUGACUGGAUUCCUGGUGUAGCCAGCCUUGGAACUAGGUAAAUCUGCUAGCACAUUAAGAAUGAAAUUAAGUAAAAAAAAGGAAACAGACUUUUUGUGAUACCUUAAAGCACAGGUAUAUUCCAUUUUCCUCUCUCUGCUGUCUCUGAUGUGCAACUGGUAAAGAAUAAUUUCACUCACUAAUUUUAAGCAUGAGAACAAACUGUUAAAUUUUUCAUCAUCAAAUUCCAUAAAAUCAAUGCCCUAUAUUUGCCAUUGAGGUUAAUUGCCUAAAACGCAUAGCUGAAAACAAAGUAGGUGCUUACAGGAUAGAAGUCAUGAUUCCUAUAAAAUGUUCUAGGUAAUACUGUUUGUGAAGAUGUUACAUUUUGGCAAUGUUUAUAAGAAGCAGUGACUAAACAAGGUGCAUGCUUGUACAGGCUGUGGAUUUUCAGCUACAAAUGCAGAAGAGUUGCAGAUGUUUCAGAAUACCUACAGACUUGGCAGUGCCCAGAAGUUGGUACCAGAGAGCCCUAAUGACACCUCUUUUUUCUCCUUGUCUUUGUACAGCAACAGGAGGAGUUGUGGCAAGGACUGUAGUCAAAAAUGACAUUUUCUCUGCAUGCUGCUGAUCUGUUCACUUGUAAUGGACCAGAAGAUAAAAUGCUGAGCCAUUCUGGCAUCUUAAAAAUGUGUUAGCUAGGAGGAUAUUAGAUGUUCUUUAAAUAUAAUGAGGUUCAUAUCUAUGGAUUUUUGUACAUAUACCAGCCUUUAGGACUAGGGGUCCUCAUUUGCUUGUGGAGCACUGUAGAACAAGCUUAACCCUAAAUUCUGUCUGGUCAUGCAGUGCAUCAUCCAUAGGACGUGCUAGUGCAUAUCCUGCGUCAUUCUGUAAGCCUUUAAAUCCCAGUGCUGCUUCAUGCAGCCACUGAUUGUAAGGGGUAAAAAGCUCCCUAUUCACUUCACUUCACUUGUUGCUUCAUCAUCAUCCUUUCUCCUAAUAAACUUUGUUAUUAUUCUUUACAUCUGUGCAGGAAGUGGGGGUUGGAGGCUUGCUUGCUUGUAACUGAACAUGGCAGGGGAUGUGAAAAGAUUCUCACGGAUGCUUCUGGAGUGCAAUAGCAAUGACAAGCUAUGUGUUGUGUGUGAAUAUCAAACAGAAGUGAUCAUUGUCCCAGUUCUCCUGGUGGGAGUUUUUGUCACUGUGCUCACUGUGAUCCUUUGGCUCCACUGCCGCAGCCUGCGAGCAAAGCAGGAGCAAUCAGCACCAACCGGAUCCCAAGUGACAAGAAAGAAUCAGCAGGAACCCUGUGCAACAGAGAACCGCUACAUCCAGCUGAGUGAGAGAUCUGUGGAGAGCCUGCUAAAUUCUGCAUCCUUGACUCUGAAAGAAUUAGAGAUACCACGAGAGAAACUCUUACCAGACACCUUGCAGCUGAUAAAACGUGGGAGCUAUGGGAGCAUCUACAGAGCACAGUUGGAAACUGGGAACUCUGGGAAGACUAAGACUGUGGUAUUGAAAGCCUUGCAAGAUCCAGCUAGUCCCGAGAAAGUAGAGGAUUUCUUGGGAAAGAUUAAAUUUCAUCAAAAUCUUGGCCAUCAUGAGAACCUGGUUGAAUUGGUUGGAUGUUGUGUAGACCAGCUCCCACUUUAUAUGAUCAUGGAAGAUGUGUCUCUUGGUGACCUGCUGACAUUUCUGUGGACAUGUCGGAAGGAUGUAAUGGCAAUGGAUGGUAUCCCCUAUGACCUCACUGAGAGGCAGGUAUAUGAGGUUGGACAGCAGGUUGCAGCAGCUCUGGCUUAUCUCGAAGAAAAGAACUUGUUCCAUGGUGACAUUGCUGCCAGGAAUGUCCUUCUCCAUCACAACUUCACUGCUAAGCUCUGUGGUUUGGGCCUGGCCUAUGAAACUCACACACAUGGUGCCAGCUCAGUCGUACGGAAAGUGCCCGUCAAGUGGCAGGCACCAGAGAGGCUCCUGAGUAAACCCCCUACCAUCAAGGCAGACAUAUGGUCUUUUGGAAUUCUACUGUAUGAAAUGAUUACAUUAGGUGCUCCACCAUAUCCUGAGGUGCCACCUUCUGACAUCUUAUCAUACCUGCAGAAACAGAAUAUUAUGAAGCAGCCCUUGAGCUGUCAGCAAGCCAUGUACUGCAUCAUGAAGUCCUGCUGGCAGUGGAGUGCAGCUCACCGGCCUUCCCCAGCACAGCUCUUGUGCUCCCUGAAAACAGCUAUGAAGACCAGCAAUGGGCACACAGUGCUGCAGGUACCUGAGCCAGUGGUGCCUGAACUCUAUGCUGAUGUUGCUGGUGUUGAUGUGCAUAGCCUGGUGAGGGAAUACACAGUCCUCUGAAGGGUCCUUUCAUAUUUUGGUAAAGAAGAAAGAAGUCUCAGAGUUUUCCCUUUCUAAAUAUUUUGCAAGCUCAGAACGAGGUGCAUAUAUUGGAAAGGGAUCCCUUUGUUCUUCAAACAUCUAUAUAAUCUUCAGGCCAGACACAAGAAACUGUUAUCGUCAUUGUUAAAUCAACUUGUUGGUAUCAUUCUGCCUGCCAUUUGGAAGUAAAGUGUGUUAGGAAGCUGUAGAAAAUGUAAUGAGAAACUUAAAUUAAAGGAGUGUUAGGUUUGUGUGGCAAGGUUUUGGUGAUGGGGUGGACUGCAGAGGUGACUUCUGUGAGAAGAUGCCAGAAACUUCCCUCAGCUCCACGAUGGGACCUGCUGCUGGUCAAGGCUGAGCCCUUCAGCAACACUGGUAGCACCUCUGUGAUUACAUAUUUAAGAAAGUGUAAAAGAUACUGCACAGCAGCAGGUGAAAGAGAGGAGUGUGAAUGUGAGAGGAACAGCUAUGCAAACACCCAGGGCAGGGCAGAAGGAGCGGUAGGAGCUGUUCCAGAGUUGAGAUUUCCCUGAGAUUCUGUGGUGCAGCCCACAGCGAGAUGGCUGAGCCCCUGCAGUCCCUGGAGGGCAGGGGUGGGUGCAGAGAUCCACGUGCAGCCCCUGAAGGAGCCCACCCCAGAGCAGGGGGAUGUCUGGAGGAGGCUGUGACUCCAAGGGAAGCCUGUGCUGGAGCAGAGUCUGUCCUGGCAGAAUCUGUGGAGAGGGGAGCCCUCAUUGGAGAAGGACUGCACCUCAUAGAAAGGGACUCGUGCUGGAGCACUUCAUGAAAAACAACCCUUGCGAAGAACUUAUAUUGGAGAAAUUCUUGAAGGACCUACUUUCCUUUGGAGGGAUGCCACACUGGAGCAGGGAAAGCGUGUGAGGAGUCCUCCCCCUGCGGAGGAAAGAGCAGCAGAGACAAUGUGAGAUGAACUCACCACAACUCCCAUUCUCCCUGCUGGAUGAGAAAAGGUAGAGAAAUUGGGAGUGAAGCUGAGCCUGGGAAGAAGGGAAGGUUGGAGGAAGGUGCUGCAAGACUUGGUUUUAUUUGUCAUUAUACUUCCUAAUUUGAUUAGCACAAAACUAUUUUUUCUCAAGUUGAGUCUGUUUUGCCCAUAACAGUAAUUGGUGAAUGAUCUCUUGCUGUCCUGAUCUUGACCUGGGAGACUUUUGUUAUAUUUUCUCUCCCCUGUCCAGUUAAGAAGAGGAAAUUACAGAGUGGCUGGAUGGGUACCUGCCAUUCAGCCAGAGUCAACCUACCAUGAGGUUUCUGGAAAUUUUUCCCCAUCUUUUCUGUCCCAGGAAAAUGCAUCAGUUGGGUAUUUGAAAGAGGAGAUGUCCUGGGGAACAUACUGGGGUGGUAUUCAAUAAUUCUCUGGGAUUUCUCCAGUGCUUUAUGCUCUAGCUUCCCUUGGGAGCAUGUGCACUGUAUUCAAACACACAAAAAACCAAUCCCCACACCUCCUUGCCCAACAACAAUAAAACCAAGCAAAACCCUUCAUGUCUGUGGAUGCAGAAGCUGUUACACAAAUGUCGUACAUCUUCAGUGGAGAGUGUGCUUUCUCUGCAGGUCAGGGGAGUACUUCAAAGCUUAUAUGAAAUUUUUUUAUCAUUGAUUUUAAUGGACAUGCAGGCAUCAUAAAAAUUUUCACUGGAAGUUGUGGCUAUUUUGCUUUCAUUUAAAAACAAGCAGAAUCAGUCUGUGAAACAGAUUUUCUCACUUCUGUUUUUAAAGUUGAUAGUAUCUUAGGGGUUUUUUUUUCUCUUACUAUUUUGAAACUGUGAGCACUAAAGGUCCUUGUGAAAAAAGACUAAACACACAUUAAAGGAAUAAUUUUACCAUUCUGUGUGAAGAGUGGAUUCAGUGUUCACUCAGCAUCUCCCUACUUAGCAUGACUCUUUCCAUUCUGGUUUCCAUGAAAACUUGUUGGUCUUCUUCCAAAGACAAUGGUAAGAAGUUUUCUAUUUUUUAAUGCCAAAUGACAUGAAUUAAAUAGUCUUUGUAGGAAAUUAUGAUUGCUUGCAUAAAUAAAUGUGAGUUCAUACAGUCCAUGUGUCACCACUAUACACUGGGACAUUGCAAAGUCCAUUCAAGAGGAAGCAGUCAGCUUUCUGACUUUUCCCAUGGUGUUCGCUAAUUGCCACCUGGAUCUUCAUAAACCAGUUGGUGUAAAUCUGACCUGGAGAAUUGAGAUACCUUCUUUUCCAAAUGGUAGAAUAAUAACAUCCUUUUCUCUCUCCCUCCCUUGGAAACAGUUUCAAAGCUACCUCGUAAAUUAUGUCAAAUUCACAGUUAUCUUUGGUGAAUAAACUAUUUAUUUUAAAAAGCAUUUGAUUGGUUCAAAUCUCCCACUGAAAAGUGGGUAUUCAGAAAGGUCUUGCCUGUGAAAUGUGGGUAUGUGGCAGAUAAUACAAUCCCAGAGCUGUGAAAGCAUCCCCAGUGCUCCUGCAGACCUGACAAAUAACGCACAGGGUGCCUUGUUAAACAGAGAGCUAAAGAUAACAAAUGUAGCACUCUUCUCAGAGCACAGAAAGCAAUGCUCUGAUUUACGAAUGCUCAUAUUUUAUUUCUGUUGUGAAAGCUCUGAUCAAGGAAGUCCAUGGGAAUUCAGAUGCUGAGCACCUCAUAGCCUCCAACAAAAGAUCUACUUUGGUUUCCCCUGCAACAAAUCUGUGCCAAGACCCUGCUUAUGAAUUUGCCCACAGAAAGACAUUUUCUUACUGUAUGACAAGAUCUAAUUUAAUGUCCCUUCAGUAAUGUGUCCUUAUUCAUUCUAAGAAUGUAAGCAUUCUUGCUCUGAUUUGUCUUCCCCUGGUUAAUUUGUUGGUUUGGAAGUAACUGAAUCUAGAUGAUAAUAAAUUUUAUACUGGCAUAAUGUAAUUGUACAUGUGGAGUUACCUUAGUUUAACUGCCCUCCCUGCUUUUUAAAGUAUCCUAUACUUUAAAUCUUUUCCACAUAGCAGUCUCCAUUUUAGGAUCAAUGUAGACUCAUGCAUCAAUUUCUCCUUAGUGAACCCCCUGAGUACUUGGUGGAAAUUUUUC